CCUACUAGGUAUUUAAUUGCCCUUGUUGCCGCUGUAUAACGCUAAGGGGAUGGAAUAAAUUUAACAAAUUUUCCACAUUUUGCAAAACUUCUCCAAGGUUGAACGAUAUAAUACCGGAAUAUGCAAAUUUACAAACUUUUAAAGGUUGAAUUAUACAUGCGAAAUCCAAAAAAGUUUUACAUCGGUUGCGUGUGUGGUGGUACCUAAACUGAAAGCCCGAACGAGCGCCGUCGACGUCGGGGUGGAAGUUACCUGGCGCACGCCACCCCUUUUCGCUUAUUUCGUGUCGUACGCCAGUACGUUUUCGGUGCUCCAAAGGUCAUGUUUUGGAUCCUGAGGAGAACUCGUCUCACGAGCGCGGCACUUUUAAAUGUUAUUAACAACAACAGCGAAAGCCGACCCGCUCGCAAGGAUUACAACAAGCUCGCAGGUGAAGAGAUUAGCGUAGCGUCGUCAAAGGAGGAGCAGCUGGAUAACGAAUCGGUGUGCCGGAAAAAUUGCGCGCAAAAUGAGCAUCACGAUACGGACACGGAUUCCAGUUUUACCGACUUCGAAAUCGACGAAAGGGAUGACUUUUCUGAUGACUCCGAUUAUGCAAAUGUUGCCAUGCUCAGGGAAAAAUACCGCAAUGCAUGUUACGAUGCUCGUCGCAUGUGUAAAUGUAAUUCAAGAACGCUUCAGUUGACAGGAUAA
Messenger RNA from Photinus pyralis (common eastern firefly), 693 nucleotides. RefSeq lists its product as uncharacterized. The coding region runs from base 322 to 693 and encodes 123 amino acids. The record is from RefSeq and is a predicted model, not a curated record. The transcript is spliced from 3 exons. NCBI's taxonomy places the organism in Eukaryota, Metazoa, Arthropoda, Insecta, Coleoptera, Lampyridae.